Messenger RNA from Erinaceus europaeus (western European hedgehog), 2233 nucleotides. RefSeq names its product coiled-coil domain containing 154 (gene CCDC154). Lineage: Eukaryota; Metazoa; Chordata; Mammalia; Eulipotyphla; Erinaceidae. The record is from RefSeq and is a predicted model, not a curated record. Gene Ontology annotation, biological process: bone mineralization involved in bone maturation. The transcript has 17 exons. Bases 1 to 2214 code for a protein of 737 amino acids.
AUGGCUGAACCAGUGGACCGUCUGCUGUUCCCUGAAUCCGGCUCCACUGUCCCUAGUUGUGGGCAGCUGGCACUGGAGGUCUCCGGUCCACGUCUGGUCUGCAGUUACAUUGGGGCUGGGAGCUCAGUGGAGCCAGCCGUGUCCCAGGCAGGCCUGCCCCUGGCACCCAGGCUCCUAUCCCCACAGGUGCUGUGCUGUUGGCCCUGGGCACCUCUCGCUGAUCUGGCUGACAGCAGCCUCUCAUCUGGGGCCUCCCCUCCCUCACCACCCAGCCCCGUCGCCCUGGAGGACCUGCAGCUCCUCCUGAGGGGAGCGCUGGACCUGGGGGAGCUCUCUGAGCACUAUGAGUCCAGCCAGGCUGAGUCCACGCCCUCUGUCCCCGAGCAGGAUACCCCCGGGCGCUGGGGGCAGCUGGAGCAGCGGGUGGCUGGCCUGCAGGGUGAGGUGGCGUCCCUACAGGCCCACAAGGAAAGAUGUGAGCGUGCAGUGCUGAGCCUGCUGCGGGAGCUGCUGCAGGUGCAUGCCCACCUGCAGCUCCAGGACUCGGAGCUGCGGAAGCUGCAGCGGGAGGCCGUGCCGGGGCCUGGGCCUGGGGAAGAGGCCCGUGAGCUCCCAGGCCCUCAGGCCCAGAGCCAGAUGCAAAUCCUGGACAGGAGGCUGGUGGAGGUCCGAGAGGCCCUGGGACACAUCCGGAAGAAGCAGGCUGUGCAGGCCUCAGAGCGCAAAGCCGCAGAGCAUGAGGCCAAGCUCAGCCUGGCCAAGCUGCUGGAGAGGCUGGAACAGGAGGAGCAGCAGCGGGAGGCAGCCUGCAGCGCUCUGCAGAGGGGCCAGGAGGAAGCCAGCCAGAGAGUGGACCACGAGGUGGCCAGGAUGCAGGCCCAGGUCAGCAAGCUCGGUGAGGAGAUGAGCCUGCGCUUCCUGCGCAGGGAGGCCAAGCUGUGUGGCUUCCUGCAGAAGAGCUUCCUGACCCUGGAGAAAAGAAUGAAGGCCUCUGAGGGCUGGAGGCUGACGCUGGAGCGAGGCUUGCGGGAGGAGCUGGACACCCGGUGGCAGAGGCUGGAGGAGAUGGACCGGGAGCGGCAGCAGGCCUUGCAGGGGCACAGCAAGCAGGAGCAGCGUGGCCUGGUGAUGCAGUGCCAGGACCUGGACAAGGCGGUCAUCCGGCUGACCACAUUCGUGCAACAGAACCAGGUGUCCCUGAACCGCAUCCUGGUGGCGCAGCAGAAGGCGCGGGAUGCCGAGGGGGCCAUGGAGGAGAGCCAGGCCGAGGAGGUGGCUGCCUGCCUGCAGGAAGGCCUGGAGACCAUGAGGCAGGCGGGGGAGCUGGCCCAGCGGGAGAUGCAGCAAGAGCUGGGGCUGCUCCGGGAGAAGAGCCAGGCCCUGGAGGUGUCUGUGGCCGAGCUGGUCAGGCAGGUGAAGGACCUGGGAGACCACUUCCUGGCCUUGAGCUGGAGGCUGGGCCUGCAGGAGCAGACGCUGGACCUGAGGCUAAGAGAGGCAAGAAGUGAAUGGGAGGACAUGGAGCACAGAUCUCAGGAGGACCUGGCACGGUGCCGCCGGGAGGCAGAGGGACAGCUGAAGGACAUGCAGGAGGUGCUGCGAAGCCUGUCCCGGCAGAUAGAAGCCGUCUCUGACAAGUGCAUCUUUCACAAGAGCGACUCUGACCUCAAGAUCUCCGAAGAGGGCAGAGCCAGAGACCAGGCGCUGGGGGCCCUGCGGCAGGAGCUGGCUGCACUGCUGGCCUCCGUGCAGCUGCUCAAGGAGGACCAGCCCGGGCGCAGGAUCGCCGAGAUGCAGGGCAAGCUGGCCACGUUCCAGAACCAGAUCAUGAGGUUGGAGAACAGCAUGCAGGACCACAAGGCCAUCCAGAACCUCAAGUUUAAUACGGAAAGCAAGCUGCGCAUGGAGGAGAUGGCGGCCCUCCGGGAGGGUGUGGUAAGCCUGUGGAGUGGAGUUGGGCCCUGGGCCCUGAUGCAGGGCAGCAAGAGGGUCCCCCAGCCCCUGGCCGGGCAGCAGCUCUUCAUCAAGGACUCUGGCCCUCAAGAGCUGGUCUCCGUGAACUGCUGGGGUGUGUAUCAGGCCGUGAGGUGGCUGCAAUGGAAGGCUGUCCUCCUGAGCCUGCUGGCCCGGCGGAGACUCAGGGCUGCCUUGAAGAUGCCCCCAGGCUGGGAGCCUGCUUGCCACCUGGCGCCCUUACCCCUUGCCCAGAAAUAAACACUGCUUCACCACCCAA